AUAUUGGCUCUACCAUUACACCCUUUGUCGUGCCUUUCAGACAAAGCUAUUGCCCCCAAAAAAAAAAGACAAAGCUUUCUCGUUCACAUGGUCUCAUAAUCUUCUUCUUCGUCUUCCUUCAUCCUCUUUCCAUCGCUUCUUCUUCCUCCUCCCAUUCCUUUUUCCCGGAAAAUUUCCAAAUCCAUUUCUCGAGAAAACCCGUUUUAGAUUAUCAUUUCCCCCCCCCCCCCCCCAGACACAUCUCUCGAGAAAUCGGCAAUUGAAGAUCUCAAUUUCAAUAGGUAGAGAGACACGUCUCGUGUUCUACCCUGUAAUCCCUAGGGCCUUUUUGUAAAUUACAUACACGUAACAUUGUACCAUAUCUUCGUUUCUGUGUGCAUUGUGAAAAUUAGACAAUAGAAGCAUCUCAUGUCCUGUUUCAAGUUGUAAUCUUUAUUCCGGAAUCUUCUCUUCUGCUGUGUUAUUGCCAUGGAGAAGCUAAAGGGAAAGCUAGAAGAACCCGAAACAAGCCACCAAACUCAAUCAGACGAUCCAAAGGUCGAACCUUUAGAUUACAUCUCAAAGGCACAAUCAUUAAAAGAAGCAGGCAACAAGCUCUUCCAACGAAGAGACUACGACAACGCGAUGCUCAAAUACAAAGAAGCAAUAGAUGUACUCCCUCAAGAUCACGUAGAAGUCUCACACAUUCGAUCCAACAUGGCCUCCUGCUACAUGCAUUCCGACCCCGGAGAGUACGCAAAAGCCAUCCACGAAUGCGACUUAGCCCUCACCAUCACUCCCGACUACACCAAGGCCUUGCUGAAGAGGGCUAGAUGCUACGAGGCCUUGAACAAGCUCGAUUUAGCGCUGAGAGACGUCUGUUUGGUUUCUGAACUCGAUCCUAACAACCCCAUGGCGUCUGAGAUCGCUGUGAAGCUCAAGAGAACGUUGGAAGGGAAAGGUCUGAUGGUUAAAGACUCGGUGAUUGAGCUGCCUCCUGACUACGUCGAGCCCGUUGCGGCCCACCUUGCACUGUGGGCUAAAAAGGGCAAAGCGAGGGUGAAGAAAAAGAACAGGAGUAGUAGUAGUAGUCAAGUAGUGCAAGAGAAGAGUAAUGUUGUUGACAAUGCUGAGAAGAAGAAGAACAACAAUCUUGCAGAUGUAAAGGGCAAAGAGAAGAUCAUUGAAGAUAAACAUGAGGAAGUUAUCGUCGAGGAUAACAGUGUAUUAAAGAAGACUGUCAAGUUUGUGUACUCUGAGGACGUUAGAUUGGCUGAGCUCCCUUUGAACUGCACUCUCUUCCACCUCAGGGAAGUGGUUCACGAGCGUUUCCCUAGCUUAAGGGCGGUUCAUAUAAAGUAUAAAGACCAAGAGGGAGACUUGGUGACGAUCACAACAGAUGAGGAGCUAAGAAUGAGCGAGGAGGUCUCAGGUUUAGACACUACUAUGAGGAUGAGGUUCUAUAUAGUGGAAGUUAGUCCUGAGCAGGAUCCCUUUUUCGGAAGGUUAGUUGAGAUGAAGAAGCUUAAGAUAACCGCUGAUUCGUUCAAAGCAAAGGCGAACGGUAAAGGAACGUGUAAGAUUGAAGAUUGGAUGGUUGAGUUCGCUCGUCUCUUCAAGAUCCAAGCCAACGUUGAUUCUGAUGAUACAUCCUUGAAUCUUCAAGAGCUUGGGAUGAAACUGAACUCAGAAGCUAUGGAGGAAGUAGUAACCUCCGAAGAAGCUCAAGCGCCUUUCGAAAAAGCAGCUCAGCAGUUCCAAGAACUGGUGGCAAGAUCGUUGCUAAAGCUGGGACACGUGCACAUGUCAGGCGCGAGGAAAAGGCUGAGCCUCCUACGAGAAUCAUCAUCACAAGUUGUUGAAACCGCUUGUGAGUUUGCGCUAAAGGAGCAUGCAAAGGCCAAAGAGAAGUACGAAGAGGCCAUGAGAGUAAAACCUGAUCUGCUCGAAGUGUUUCUAGCUUUAGCUCUCCAGCAGUUCGAGGAAGCGAGGCUCUCGUGGUACUACGUGCUUCUCAGCCGCGUUGAUUUGAAAACGUGGCCGUAUGGAGAUGUGGUGCAGCUUUAUCGAAGCGCCAAAAGCAAUAUCAAAAAGUCUAUGGAAGGGUUGAAGAGACUAGGUAGCUCAAAAGCAGCGGAUAAAGCAGCGAAGCUUAAAUCUUGGCUAGAUGUUUUGUCGUGCGCUGUGCUCUACGAGAGGUCGAUGAUGGAGUACAAACUCGACCUGCCGACGUGGCAGGAGAAUUUGGAAGGCGCGGUGGUGAUUCUUGAGUUGGCUGGGACUUGUGAGGAGGAUGUUGCUGCGUUGAUAAGGGACGAUUAUGUGACGGAUAAUACUUUACGAGAUCUAAGGUUUCACGUGGACGAGGUGCUACAGAUAUUUCACGAGAUAUAUGAAGCGAAAGAGUGGAGAAAUGGGAUCCCUUCAGACCAGUUUGAGGAGAUAUUGAAGAGGAGGAUUGGGAAUAUAUUUCAUGUAUCACAUACUACAUGAUAAAAAAGUGUCACACAAUGAUCAAGCUUCAUUUCAAGGUUUUGUCUUGUGGUACAAGAGGAUUUCAGAUUCAGAUUUUUGUAGACAGGAAGAAACAUAUAUAUACAUAUAUGUGUUCUAAUUUUUCGUGUAACAUUCAUACAAUUGAUUUGGCGACUAGUGAAGCAAAUAGCUUGCAGUUC
Messenger RNA from Brassica napus (rape), 2654 nucleotides. RefSeq names its product protein PHOX3. The transcript is spliced from 3 exons. The record is from RefSeq and is a predicted model, not a curated record. Lineage: Eukaryota; Viridiplantae; Streptophyta; Magnoliopsida; Brassicales; Brassicaceae. Gene Ontology annotation, molecular function: protein binding. Bases 469 to 2472 code for a protein of 667 amino acids.